GGUGGCAACCGCGAGCAGCUUGGUGGCAACCGCUAACAACUGCAUGACAACGAUCAUAGGACACCGGCAAGGUGUCACCAGAAAUAAUUUUCAUUCCUACCUCAAACCUGUUACAAUAAAGACCGUUUAUUUAAAGCUCCGCCUUUUAGGUUAUGGGCCCAGGUCACGUUUUGCACUGAAGAAGUUUUUCUCAAGAAAUUCCGAAGAUGGCUGACGAGAAAAUUUGGCUGCUAAACGGGACGAACUACGGAAAUUGGAAAUUCCGGAUGGAGGUCCUGCUUGAGGACAAGGGCCUGCUGCAUUGUGUUCAGGCGCCCUUGGACCUGGCGGGACUGGCGGAGUUGGAAUCGGACUCGGCGAACGAUAAGCAGAGGAAGCGAGCGUUGCGGGCGGAACGGGUGGCCGAAGAUCGGAGCUGCCGGAAUCUGUUGGUCAACCGGAUUGCCGAGGACCAGCUCGACCACGUGAAGGACGCGCGGUCGGCCAAGGAGACCUGGGACGCGCUGCGCGACGUGUUCGAACGCGUCGGAAUCGCUGGAAAGCUCUUCUUGAAGAAGCAGUUCCAGGAGUUACGGCUGGUGGAGGGCGGCGAUGUUCCGGCUUUCCUGCUCCAGUUUGAGAAGCUGCUACGCGAGUUGAAGACGGCCGGGGUCAAGCUGGAGAAGGAGGAUAUCGUUUGCCAGCUGCUGUUGGCCCUGCCGAGAUCGUUCGACGCGCUGAUCACGGCGGUCGAGACGAUCGAGCCAAAGGACUUGACGCUCGAGUACGUCAAGAAAAGGGUCCUGGACGAGCAGGUCAAGCGGAACGCGCAAGCUGCCCCGCAGGAUCCAGAAGAUGGAGGAUUGGGUGAGUCUGUGUUUGUCGGCAAGAGACGGGAGAUCAGGUGUUUCGGCUGCGGCCGGCCCGGUCACAAGCGAGCAGACUGCCCCGAUGGACGAUCGGACGAAAGGGAGCCAGAAUUCAAGUCCGGCAGGUUUGCGCGAAACCCGAGAAGCGGAGCCAACGUGACGACCGAAAACGAGAUCGCGUUUGGUGUUGCUACGGACAACGCUGGUGUUUUUUCGACGUCGCCUGCUGCGAUGAACGGACGAAUUGAGUGGUACCUGGAUUCCGGAGCAACGGCUCACAUGGUGCGAAACAAGUCGCUCUUUGCGGAGUUGCGACCAUUGGAUCGGAAAGUGCGGAUUGCUGUGGCCAAAUCUGGCCAAUCGCUGGUUGCAGACGCGCUGGAUGUUUAUCGGAACGACGGAACUGGUGGCACACGUGCUACUGCGAUGGCAUCCAAGAACGACGAUUACGAGUUGUGGCAUCGUCGGUUUGGCCAUCUUGAGGAGGCGAACAUGAGAAACCUCUGGAGGGACGAGAUGGUGGAGAGCUUUCCCAAGAUCAAGAACUGGCUAAGGCGAUGCACGUGCGGGGUGAUAAGGAAGUCGGACUGGAAACGCGACAUGGUGUUUGACGUGCGCCGACAAGAUCAACCGAAAACAGCGGGUGCUGUGAUUGAACCGGUUGAGGAGGAGCCUGUUGCUGCUGUUCCAGAUGGCGAGAGUGUCGUGGAGCGCUUCGCUGGUCCGUCUGAGCUACAAGACGUCGUUGCAGAGCUGACGGAAGACCAGGACGAGGCCGUGGAGGAUUCGUCUGGACGACAGCAAGUCGUUGCUGAGCUGACGGAUGACGAGGGCGAGGAGGAACAUUCCGGCGCGCUCCCUUCGCAACCAGAACGUGACCACUGCCCAGCAGAAGGGUCCACGAGGCGCAGCGAACGGGAGCGCAGAACCCCGGGUAAGUUCCCUGACCAUUGUACACAGUUUAGCAGAAGUACUGUUGGUGGCCGCAUUACAGAUUCCACCGAGGACGUCCUGAUUGUUUGUGCAUGGAACACUGAGGCAGUCCCGAAGAACCUGGCGUCGACGAUUGAAGUUUUGAAGCGGAGUAAUGACUUCAACCUUUCGAAGAAUGGCAUCAACAGUGAGUUGGAGUCAAGCGGGGCGAGGUCUACAACGUGGACCUUCAGCCAAUCAAGAAGGCGAUCCAUGUGCCGACGAGCACGCGGACAGUUCGAAGCGCUCCGGACCAAGCUCGGACUCCGCGAUUGAGCGGGGGUGUUAGGUGGCAACCGCGAGCAGCUUGGUGGCAACCGCUAACAACUGCAUGACAACGAUCAUAGGACACCGGCAAGGUGUCACCAGAAAUAAUUUUCAUUCCUACCUCAAACCUGUUACAAUAAAGACCGUUUAU
Messenger RNA from Culex pipiens pallens (northern house mosquito), 2238 nucleotides. RefSeq lists its product as uncharacterized. Lineage: Eukaryota; Metazoa; Arthropoda; Insecta; Diptera; Culicidae. The record is from RefSeq and is a predicted model, not a curated record. Bases 207 to 2096 code for a protein of 629 amino acids. Gene Ontology annotation, molecular function: nucleic acid binding; zinc ion binding. The transcript is spliced from 2 exons.